AUGGCUAGAACUUCACCGCUGAGCGCCACAGCUGAAGAACAGCUGAAAGGCGAGCGGAAUUACCCAUACUUGCAGAACACCUUCGGCGAUGAAGAGGAUGACGAUGAAGACUUUGAAGAGAGUGAGGAUGAGAGUGGGGAUGAGAGUGAAUAUGAGAGCGAUGAGAGCGAUGAGAGCGAUGAUGAAGAAACACAGUCGGAUAUUGAUUUCCUUGACGACAGCACCUCUUCCGAGGAGGAAAGUGAAACAGACCAUGUACAUAGUAACAAAGACCGUGCGAAGAAGCAGAAGCAGAAGCAGAAGCAGAAGCCGAAGCCGAAGCAAAAGUAA
This is a messenger RNA of Venustampulla echinocandica, 330 nucleotides long. RefSeq lists its product as uncharacterized. The record is from RefSeq and is a predicted model, not a curated record. NCBI's taxonomy places the organism in Eukaryota, Fungi, Ascomycota, Leotiomycetes, Helotiales, Pleuroascaceae. The transcript has a single exon. Bases 1 to 330 code for a protein of 109 amino acids.